AUGGUCAGAGGAAGUGCACGAAUUAAAGCUGGUGGUAUAAAUAUGGUUCAAGAUGGUCCACAAAUGAUCAAACCUCUAACAUUAAAUAUGAGUUUAUUUCAAUUUUUAAGAACUGGUUAUUUUGAAAAAGAUCUAUUAACUUAUUGUGCUAAUCGUCUUGCUGAAUAUUCAUGUAUAUAUUGGCUUGAUCCUACAGUGAAUGGAAAUAGUGAUUCAAUGGAAUCGAACUUAGCGUUUACAACAAUGACUAGUAAGUUUUUAAAAAAAGAUGUUUAUUCUGAAGUUACAAUGAUUUGUUGA
Messenger RNA from Schistosoma mattheei, 300 nucleotides. NCBI's taxonomy places the organism in Eukaryota, Metazoa, Platyhelminthes, Trematoda, Strigeidida, Schistosomatidae. The record is from the annotation of a GenBank genome assembly.